UCUAAUUGCUUUCCUCUUCCGAGUAGAGCUAAGUACAAACGAGUGGUCUAGGGCGACGGGUACUGUUUCUCUGCUAUUUCGCCAUGAAAAUUGCUCAAAAUACAAAGUGAAGGCAGACGCAUAAAACCGUAUCUAUAUCAUGUUCCGUUGGUAAUUUAAGAGGGCACAAAAGAUUAACCUUUCUUUAGUAUAAAAUUUCAAGAAGUUGAAGGAUAGUGAAAUGUGGGCAAUCCCAUGAAAGGCAUAUCAUCCUUAGCUGCAUUAUCAGCGUCGCUCUCUUCUUUGAGAUUUAUUCGGUCUUCUGAUGGUUGUGGCCGCAAGUAUACCUAUUCAAUAAUCGUGGCAAAGAAGAGCAAUAACAAAUCCAAGCAGCCAUCUUCUCCUAAGGGUUCAGAGCCUCCGAGGAUUACGUCAAAUUUGAAACAAAAUUUGCAAUUCAUAAAAUUAGGAAAGGAGAUCCAAAAGAAAAGAAAUAUAGUAAAUAAGGCUGCCACUCGUUAUCGUAAAAAAAAGGCAGAGAAGGAAGAACUUCCUGAAGAUACAGAGCUCUACAGAGAAGAACCUACUCUCACACCUUACUAUAAUUCUUUUCCUAGCAUAAAUCAGGUUAUAAACACUGCUGCAAUUCCUGUCUUGCUUGUUGAUGGCUAUAAUGUGUGUGGCUUUUGGGCUAAGUUGAAGAAACAUUUCUUGAAUGGAAAACUAGACAUUGCUCGCCAAAAACUAAUUGAUGAACUGGUCACAUUCAGCACAGUUAGAGAGGUAAAAGUGGUUGUUGUUUUUGAUGCCAUGAUGUCUGGGCUGCCUUUUCACAAGGAAACAUUUGCUGGUGUUGAUGUGGUGUACUCAACUGAAACAUGUGCCGAUGCAUGGAUUGAGAAAGAGGCUGCAGAUUUGAGGAAGGAUGGCUAUCCAGAAGUCUGGGUUGUAACGUCUGACCUAAAUCAACAAAUUGCAGCCUAUGGAGCAGGAGCUUUUGUUUGGAGUUGCAAAACAUUGGUAUCUGAGAUCAAAACUGCAGAUAAGGAGCUUGAGAGGAUGUUGCGAGAACAAAGAUCUACAUCCAUGCAAGGUAAAUUGCUGAAACACAAUCUUGAUCCGGAUGUCGUGACUGCUCUCAAGGAUCUUAGGGACAAGCUUUCUGAAAGUGAAUUGCGUGCCAUGUCGUCGAAAGGUGGUAUAUCGUCAACAGCUGCUCGGUACUUAUCGCAAAGCGGGCGGUAUCCUUCUAAGAAAAGUAAAACCGAUAAAAAAGGGAAGAAGAGUCAGGCCUCCACAUCUGGUGAAGGAGCUUGUAACCUGACGCUACCGCAAACUCAGCCAGAAUCUUCAAUUCAGCCCCUAGCUCCCACUUCGGAUGUGGAUCCCUUGCCUGAGGGAUUGUCCGCCCAGCCCCCCGAGGUGACAGGGUAAUUGGGUACCCGACCC
Messenger RNA from Ipomoea triloba (trilobed morning glory), 1428 nucleotides. RefSeq lists its product as uncharacterized. The transcript has 11 exons. The coding region runs from base 235 to 1413 and encodes 392 amino acids. The record is from RefSeq and is a predicted model, not a curated record. NCBI's taxonomy places the organism in Eukaryota, Viridiplantae, Streptophyta, Magnoliopsida, Solanales, Convolvulaceae.